Diceros bicornis minor is the source of this 7666-nucleotide messenger RNA. It is a transcript of the gene FRS2, whose product is annotated as fibroblast growth factor receptor substrate 2. NCBI's taxonomy places the organism in Eukaryota, Metazoa, Chordata, Mammalia, Perissodactyla, Rhinocerotidae. The record is from RefSeq and is a predicted model, not a curated record. The transcript has 12 exons. Gene Ontology annotation, cellular component: cell-cell junction; cytoplasm. Gene Ontology annotation, biological process: cell surface receptor protein tyrosine kinase signaling pathway. Bases 1374 to 2900 code for a protein of 508 amino acids.
UCCCAGAUCCUUCAUAAAAUUAUAAUUAACUUUUAUUCUUCUUUCUAGUUUAUCCAGUGUUUUAGAAUGGUACUGCAAAUACCGCUAUGCUGAUAAAUUUGGGAAAUACUGAUAUGUACUCUUUAGGGGAAAUUAUUUUAAUAAGAUAUUAAUACUGUUAAUAACAAAUAUAUUUAAGGAGACUUUAAUAAAUGUUAAUGCUAUAUUCAGCUAUUAGAUAAAACUUUGUGGUGGCAGCAAUAAAAUGUUUUAAUUUUUGGUAAGCUAUGGAAAUUUGUAUAGACUUUUUUACAGUUACCAGUGAAAUGUAACUAAAGUUAAAUGGUGUCUAACUCGGUCCAUUAGGGUAUAUUUGUUGGUUGAGUAUUUAACUAGUCUGAUUUAUGAUCGUUGAAAGAGAGUAAUAAUUUAAUACAUAGUAGUCCGUGUUUUGUGUGUUUGUGUGUUUGUGCACUUGUGCAUGAACUGAUACAUUUUCAGAAAAUUAAAAAUACUAAAUUCCUGAAUGGCUAAUAAAGUACUUUAGUGAAUGUUACCGUUUAUUAUUGAGUUUCUGAAUAUAAUUGAUAAAACACUGAUCCUAGUUUCUGAUUUGCUCUUGAUACCCACUACAAUUAUUUCCUUGCUGAUAGGUUCAGAUAAUAACAUUUUAAAUGUUACUCUAAGACGGACAUAAUUAGGAAGAUGUGUGCUAAAAUUCACAUGACAUAUCCAAAGGCUCCUUCAAAGUUUGCCAGUUCUGUGGGCUUACCACCCCCACCAUCAGCUCCACCACCUCUGUUUCUGUUUCUGCUGGAUCUGCCGCUCUGCUUCAUCAUCAUCAUCGUUAUCAAAGAUGCCAAGUGAAGGCAGUUUCCUAGAGAUGCUUUUGGAACCUGAACAUGGCAAGUUGAAGUGCUAGGUGAAGAAGGUCACCCAACUAGAAACAGAAACGUGGCAGAGCUGGGAUUAAGACUCUGGUCCUGCAUGCCAGUCUAUAAAUGGCAUUCAUAGGAAUUGCAAGACCCCGAAAUGACCAUUAAGAAGUAGAUCCCCAGAUGCAAAAGUGAUGAAACAGUCAAUUUGUCCUAAAGUAAGAUGCAGCUGUGGCUUUUCCACCAGAUUAGAACAAAAUUGUAUCUAUUUUUCUCAGAAGAGAAUUCCACAAGAGAAAACAGAAAUGAGAGGAAUCUGGUUUAAAUUGCAGUACAAGGAAUUUAGAUUAGACAUAAAGAGUUUCCAGAAAAUAAAGUACCAGAUAUUGAAGUGAUUUGUUAAGUCAGCAAACAAAUAAAACAUGGUAUUUUGAAGUAUGAUUAAACUCCUGAUGCUGCAGCAGAGGCUAAGAAUAUUAAUGGCCAGAUCUAGCGCUCACAUGGUCUUCUGAAGAAGCCAUGGGUAGCUGUUGUAGCUGUCCAGAUAAAGACACUGUCCCAGAUAACCAUCGGAACAAGUUUAAGGUCAUUAAUGUGGAUGAUGAUGGGAAUGAGCUAGGUUCUGGCAUAAUGGAGCUUACAGACACAGAACUGAUUUUAUACACUCGCAAGCGAGACUCGGUGAAAUGGCACUACCUCUGCCUGCGACGCUAUGGCUAUGAUUCGAAUCUCUUUUCUUUUGAAAGUGGUCGAAGGUGUCAAACUGGACAAGGAAUCUUUGCCUUUAAGUGUGCCCGUGCAGAAGAAUUAUUUAACAUGUUGCAAGAGAUUAUGCAAAAUAAUAGUAUAAAUGUGGUGGAAGAGCCGGUCGUAGAGAGGAGUAAUCAUCAGACAGAACUGGAGGCCCCCAGGACACCUCGAACACCUACAACUCCAGGGUUUGCUGCUCAGAACCUACCUAAUGGAUAUCCCCGAUAUCCCUCCUUUGGAGAUGCUUCGUCCCAUCCUUCCAGCAGACAUCCUUCCGUGGGAAGUGCACGCUUGCCUUCAGUAGGUGAAGAAUCUACACAUCCUUUGCUUGUGGCUGAGGAACAAGUGCAUACCUAUGUCAACACCACAGGUGUGCAGGAAGAGCGGAAAAACCGCACAAGCGUGCAUGUCCCAUUGGAGGCAAGGAUUUCUAAUGCUGAAAGCAAUACACCAAAAGAAGAACCAAGUAGUAUUGAGGACAGGGACCCUCAGAUUCUCCUUGAACCCGAAGGAGUCAAAUUUGUCUUAGGACCAACCCCUGUUCAAAAGCAGUUAAUGGAGAAAGAGAAACUGGGGCACCUCGGCAGAGACGUAGUCAGUGGAGGAGGCGCCAGUAGCACGGACUGGGACACUGGAUACGACAGUGACGAGCGAAGAGACGCACCUGCGGUCAGCAAGCUGGUGUACGAAAAUAUAAACGGGCUAUCCAUCCCUAGUGCCUCAGGGGUCAGGAGGGGUCGUCUGACAUCCGCCAGUACCUCAGAUACCCAGAAUAUCAACAACUCGGCUCAGAGAAGAACUGCGUUGUUAAACUAUGAAAAUCUGCCAUCUUUGCCUCCUGUUUGGGAAGCCCGCAAGCUAAGUAGGGAUGAAGACGAUAAUUUAGGACCAAAGACCCCAUCUCUAAAUGGCUACCAUAGUAACCUAGAUCCGAUGCAUAAUUAUGUAAAUACAGAGAAUGUAACAGUGCCGGCAAGUGCUCACAAGAUAGAGUAUUCACGGCGUCGGGACUGUACACCAACAGUCUUUAACUUUGAUAUUAGACGCCCAAGUUUAGAACAUAGGCAGCUGAACUACAUACAGGUUGAUUUGGAAGGCGGCAGUGACUCUGACAACCCUCAGACUCCAAAGACACCCACCACUCCCCUUCCGCAAACCCCUACCAGGCGCACAGAGCUGUACGCGGUGAUUGACAUUGAGAGAACUGCUGCCAUGUCGAAUUUGCAGAAAGCACUGCCCCGAGAUGAUGGUACAUCUAGGAAAACUAGACACAAUAGUACUGAUCUGCCCAUGUGAGCCUGGAAAGCAUUACAUUGUUUGCACCUUUGUGAAGUUUUUAAAAAUGAAGAUGCAAGUGCUUCAUUUUCAUUUCUAAACACUAACUCCUUUUAUAAACCUGAUAAAAUUUUUUUCUGAAUCUUUCAUGUGCUUCUUUAAAGGGAAUUAAUGUAGAGCAGGUACUCAUUAAAGAACACUAAUUGCAUUAUCUACUACUCAUUGUACAGCAGCAUUCCCAUUUUCACAGUGCCUAUUUAAAAUGAGAGUUGAAGUGAGUGACAUGCUGGUUGAUUUUUAUCAAUAUUAUGGACUUACGCAUAUCAUUCAUGUCGAAGUCAUGGUUGGCAUUUAAAACAUUUUGUAAAGCCUCUUGAUAAUGUGCAUUGCUAACAGAUAACUCUAGGCUUUGAAAGUAAUAUUUGUAGAUUCACUCUUUAUGGUAUGUGGCCUCCAGAUGUAAAACGAGGAAUCCUUUAUUUCAUUAAUUGUAGGCUUUUUGACUUGAGCCAAAACAGGUGGAAAGGAAGUAGAAGUACCACACCUCCUUGGAUACCAGUUAGUUCCUUUGCCUUCAGCGUUACUAGAAAGAGUCCUGUGUCUGUGAAUGUGGUUUGCUGUUGGUGUGUUGAAAGGCAGGAAGGAGACAAGAUUUUCUGUUUACUCAUCUCUUGAUGUCAUUUGAAGGACAUGCCCAGAUAUCUUAAUCAGAAUUACAACAGGCUCUAGAAUCAGUCUCAGGUCACUUUAUCCGAAAGCAUUUGAAAUCUGAACCACAAUCUCUUGCAAGUUCCUCUCUUGUAGAUUAACAGAAACAUUGUUUUCCAGAGGCAUUUUUGCCACUAGGUUGCCAUUUACCUUCUGUUUUUUCCUUUGGUGUUGGGAUGUCUUAUUUUGUUGCUUAAUGUCUUUUUCAAUUUGAAAUAUUUGCGUUUGUAUUUAGUUUUGAAAUUGGAUUGUGUGUUCGUGGUUGUUGAGUUUGCAUUUUUGUCCAGUUGUGGUUUUGAAGGUUCACUUGGAACUUGCUGUGAUCUACAACAGGGUUGCCCUUGUCCAGUAUUUAUUUAUAUGCUAUUUACUUUUCAAGUUGAUAAAACCAUUCUCUCAAUUCUGAAUUUCACUGUGUCCAUAGGUGAUCUCUUUGGCAGCUGAGGAAAAAAAAGGAAGCUGCUUGUAACAGCAGAGUCCCUGAAGGUACUGUGUUUCCUUGGUGGGCGCCUUACCCACACCUUAAGAGUGCGUCCCUUAGCCCCACACUGCAGCUGUGUCGUGCCCACCGCAGUGCUCCUGGCUCUGUGUCCUUGCACUCACAGCUGGAGAUUUGAUAAUCCCUUGAUUUCAGGAGGAUGUUAAGAUAGCUGCCAGCAUAGCAGGUACAGUGGACGUCUUGUAGCAAUGGGAUUGUGUCAUAAUUUAAGAUUUAAAAAAUGAACUGAAGUUUAUAUAAACUGAUGUGAGUCCGUAUGUCUAACUCUUAGAAAAUCAAAGUGUUCCAGUUUCCCAAACACUAGAGAAGACAAGAGAAAGUAGAGUGGAAAGAAGGUUACAUAACCUUGCAAAAUAUUUUACUGUUUUCUCUAAAUAUGAGGAAGUUUAAGAGUAGGAUCUGGAUCUACAGGUGUAACUAAGGUUAAUUUCGCACGAAAAGGUUUCAGUCAUGCAGCAUCCAGCCUGUUCAGUAAAGAACCUAAUUAUAGGACAUUGAAUGGAUUAGCAGAAUAAUAGAAUGGGACCAUUAUAAAGAAGGUAAAUUAUUAAAGGUGUCUUCAUCCUUUUCAGUGCUGUUCAUUUAUGUGCGUAGCAGAAUCUUUUCUUUCUAUGAACUUGGUGCUUACUAAAGUGUUCACUCUUCUGUAAAAAGAGAGCAGUGGUAUAGGUGAGCCAUUUCCACUUUUAAUGUUCCGUUUAUGCUUUCUUCGGAGCAGAUUGCUAAUCGUGCCAAAUUUAUGUGACGAUUUUUGUAAUGUGGAAUAAGAGUUAUGAUGGAACCAGUACACAUGGUUUUCUCCAAAACAAGCAGUCAAGACAGAAAAUUAACCUCCAAAUGAAAGGGCUGACCUAUGUAUUCAUUUUGGAGGUUGGAUACUUUAUUUUCUUUCUUUUCCGCAUCCUUUUCAUUUUUCCCUCCAGAUUCUAGUUGGUUUUUAUAUUUUUUAGGUAACUCCAAUAUAAUCACUACAGUUUAUGCUUUAAAUACUGUGCGCUUUAAAAAUGAAAAUGGGACCAAUUUGUCUGCUAAGAAUUUGAUUUUAGGUACUAUGAGUAUUAGGAAUAUGUAUACAACUGGUGUUAAUUUCUAGAGGUCUCUGGAAAUCACCUGUGUUCCUAUUUAUUAAAAAGCAAUGUGGAACACUACUUGUCCUUUGCAGUAGUCUAGUAAUGGGCAUUAAGCUCUGUCUUGAAAGAAGGUACCUAUUACUAGGUGCAUUUUAGAAUGAGAUAUUUUAUUGGGAUAUAAUUGUGGCCGUAUGUUUCAGAUUUUCUGAGACAGACCUAAUUUUAGAUAUUCUGUUCUGUUGAUAGACGGUGUGAUCCCACUUUUUGGUUUUGGAAACAUAGUCAUUGUUCAUAUGUCUUUCCCCAGACAGAACCCUCUUUUAUUCAGAUAGAUCAUAACAGCUUUUAUUCCAGACCAGGGUUGGAAACUCACAUGGGUAUUACCUGUGUUUUUUCUUAGUGUGUGUUAUUUCCCAGUUUCAUCUUCCUUUAAAAAUGACAAUAUGGUGCCUUCCCUCUCUCCAGGAAGAUUGGCAAAUAGUUCCUUUUAUUUACUGCUGCUGCGAAGUGAUGAGAUAUGCACUUUACUCGUGAAGACUCAGCAGAAAGCUUUUCACUUCCCAGUAUGUCCAGAAGAGAUCGUGUUUGGGACUUAGGAAGAACUUGCCAAGCAAUCUUUGUUUCUGUAGAUGUUAGUGUUAACCCCACAGUUCAGUGUUAUAAGUCAGGCUAGUGUUUGUUUAUUCCUCCCCCCCAAAUCUGUGGCACAACAUAUAAAAAUGUACCUCAGUAAUGUUCUAUUAAAAAUGGGACAGGGGCCUUAUGUUUUCAUAAUUUCCCAAUAAUGUGCCACAUAUUUUUGCCUCAAGGUAACAACCUAAAAAGUACUUCCCACUCCCCCUCCCCCCGCCGCUGUUCCUAACUUUUAAUGCCCAAGUGUUUUGUGCAAUGUGUAGUCAAUACAUAUGUGUGUGUGUAUACAUAUACGUAUGUAUAAACACGUCCUUGAAACAGACAUACUGUCAGAGACGACAUUCAGAAGUACCUGAUGUACUGGCAUCUCAUUCAUAUUUCUGAUGUGUGAGCUGUAUGGUACCAAUUACCUUUUCCCUGAUGUUUGCCAAAUUUGAAUAAAGGCAUUGGUACGAAAUUACAGUAUGUAUAGAAGAUGUUUUUGGCUUGAAAAACUAACAAAUAUUUUAUGACAUACCACAAUAUACUCUGCCCAGACCAGCACCCUGUCUAUCUUUCCUGUUCUUUACAUCCCUUUCCCCAUCCCUAUUCCCUCAUAUUUUGGGGGUAUAACACAAUUCUUUUGUAGCAUCAUUACAAUUGCAAUUCUAUGACAAUUGGACAAUAAUAGCAUGGAAAUGGACUGGUAUUAAUAGUACAGUAGUCACCGGUGUGCCACAUUUGCAUUAGUAAAUGCAAAAUAUGCAUUCUAUAAAGGACAAAUUUUGUGUUAUGUUUUUAUUUUCAUUACAUUGUAUAAUAUUGUAAGAUUAUUGUUAUGUCCUAAUUUGCAUUAUAAAUGUUUUUUUCCUACAUAAAGGCAUAAAUAUAGCAACUUUGUAUAAAGGUAGCUUAUUAGAUUUUUAAUUUUUCUUUUAUAAAAAAUUGUCUUAACAGUGGGACUACCAUUGCCAAAUUGUAUAUGAAAUAUGAAUUUUACCCCCGUGGUUAAUUUCUUUUAUAAACAUUCCAUAUUUCUCUAAUAAAAGACAUAAGUGAUGCUGUACUAUACACAGAUUGUAUUUUAAUGCCGUUUCAUAUCAGCAUUUUUAAUUUGGGUUUGCAUUUUUAAUAUUGGCAAAAUUUACCACUGUUGACUAAAACCUUGUUGUGUAUGUAACAUCUGUUGUCCUCUAUCCCUCUGCCCUCCACCCUUUGUUCUCUGUUUCUCCCCAUUGGUGCCAACUUCAUACGUUUUGUAGCAUGGCAAUAAAAGAACUGUUAACACCGAGGCCGAGCGUGGCUUUUUGGAGGAGGUGGAGAUGGGAGGGUCACCUUCCCAUCGUCCUGUGCAUUUGACGUUUUGCUAUAUAAACUCUGUCUCCAGGCAUGAGAAUUAUCUCAGAUGAUGUCAACAUGCUUUUAAGGACAAGUGUGAAUGUGCUUUUCAGCUUAAUUUUUGUCAUAACAAAUAACUAAUUUUUUAUCUUUGGAGAAGUCAGAGUUCUUGAAGUACAAUCAAACCUUUAUUAACUGGAGUACUUAAAGAAUAAGCUAAUAAUUGAAUUUAGUUCAACAAGGGCUAAGCAACACAUUUAAAAAAUCUUUAUUUAUUGUAGAGUAUUGGUAUACAGUCCUAAAAGUUAUAUGUAAAAUAUGGUUUAAUCUUAGAUGAUUUAGGAUCUUGCAAUGCCUUACUGUUGUCAUUCUGGCAUAAAUUUCCAUGAUGAGGUACUCGAGUUGAUAUUGGAACCUGAGCUGACUAUACACUGACCUUAAGGAUUCGUGAAAAACUGCUUUGUUGAAUAAAAUCUGAUCGGAGUUCUUAUGGUUACUUUCCCCUUAUUCCUGAAAGUAGAUUGCAAUAAAACCCCAAUAAAAGUUUGGUUGGAUACCUA